Messenger RNA from Lytechinus variegatus (green sea urchin), 4056 nucleotides. Its product is annotated as muscarinic acetylcholine receptor M3-like. Bases 233 to 1594 code for a protein of 453 amino acids. Lineage: Eukaryota; Metazoa; Echinodermata; Echinoidea; Temnopleuroida; Toxopneustidae. Gene Ontology annotation, molecular function: G protein-coupled acetylcholine receptor activity. Gene Ontology annotation, biological process: adenylate cyclase-activating adrenergic receptor signaling pathway. The transcript has a single exon. Gene Ontology annotation, cellular component: plasma membrane. The record is from RefSeq and is a predicted model, not a curated record.
AGUAUCAAGAACGAGAACUUCAUCAAAUUUUGAGUAUAAAAUUGUUACAGAAAGUCAGCAAUUUUCAAACUAUAUAUUUCCGCGCAAGAGAUUUGACUAAUGGUAUAUAUGGACUGGAGAAACCGGAAGUGAUAUUCUUCUCACUGUCAAGGUAAAAAGGCUAGGAAUUGACAGAACUGACUUUUGAACCACUGACAGGUAUAGCUUGACAACCGCCUCUACUAUUGGGUGGAUGGUGACUGGAAGUCCUUUGAAAAUGUCAAGCAAUGUUACAACAAAGAAUACAUCAUGGAAUUCGACUAUAUUGGACAACACCGAACAAUUCGAGUUCACCUUUCAGAACUGUGUAUUCAUUUUCCUUGCAUCGACGAUGUCAUUGACCACGGUUCUUGCAAAUGUGAUUUUAAUCAUCCUCGUUUGCGUAGAUGCAAAGUUACGUAGGUACAGCAACUAUUACAUAAUCAACCUUGCAUGCGCCGACCUAGUGGUCGGGAUAUUCGUCAUCCCACUGUUUAGUCUUUACACCAUCUUAGGAAGAUGGCCUCUUGGACCGGUGGUUUGUGAAAUAUGGAUCAUAUUUGAUUUCUCUUGCGUAUCAGCCUCCAUCUUUAGCAUCAGCAUUAUAUCCCUGGACCGUUACUGGGCGAUCUCCCAGCCUCUGAAGCAUCUUAAGAGACAACGCAGAAAGAGGGCACUUCUGAUCGUUUGUGCCAUCUGGGUCGUAGCGAUGUUAUGCUGGACACCUGCUGUCAUUGUGAUUGGAGUAAUAUCUGGCAGCUACGCGAUAGAAUCAGCUUGCCUGUACCUACCGGGUUUUAUCUAUGUCCUCCUAUCAAAUACUGUAGUAUUCUUGUGCCCGAUGUUAUUGAUGGUAUGCCUUUACGCAAAGAUGCUGAACGCCCUCAAGAAACAUCUGCGCAACCUGACUGAAGUCACGAAGAUGGAAACACCAGAUACUUCCUACGCAAGAAUAUUUUGUUGUUGUAGCGAAACCUUGAAACCCGACUCCACUUUGGCGGACAACAAGCAAUUGUCGAUAUCGACCGUAUCUAUAUUGGUUGAUUCAACAUCUUCAUUUACUCUCAAAAACGUCAUAGAUACAGAUUUGAAGACAACUUAUUCUAGUAAAACAAGCACCGAUACUCUCGGAAUAGAUGAACUUCAUUCAGUAAGUCGCUUAUCAAGCGAUAGUACACCAACGCAGUCAUUGCCCUCUCCUUUACAACAGGAGACACGCGUGACAGGAAAAUCACGCAACAGCGACAAUGAAAGUUACAGUAAACGCCUUACAGCGAAGAGGGCCCAUCACCAUAAUCUUGUGAACCAUCGUCUCCAUCAGAGGACAGCGCGAACUCUUGGCGUCAUCGUCGUGUCGUUCAUCCUGUGCUGGAUUUUCUUCGUGAUUCUCUUUCCUGUCAACUCCUACUGCAAUUGCGUCCCAUUAUGGCUCUACGACAUGUCAUACUGGCUGGCCUACAUGAACUCUACACUUAACCCUUUCUUGUACGGAUUCAACAAAGACUUCAGAAAAGCUUUACGGAGGCUCAUUUGCCCGUCGAAAAAACAUGAGAACAAUUCAGUGUCAAAUUUCUAGUAAGCCUAGCUAAAGACCGUCCCAGGAGGUUUGCAGUUUUUUCUGAUUCUCAGAGACUUUUAAUACGAAUAACAUUUUAUUCUAACUCAGAAAUAGUGUAUUUCUGGAAAUCUACCUGAAUCGUUUUCAGUUGGUAGGAAGGACCACAUUUGAUUUAAAGAGGUAGACGAAAGGGACACUAGCUAUCGUUUUGCACAGUAAAAAAGUUAAUCAAAUGAAUCAUGUCCCUAAUGAGAACAUUUUUAUCGCAUGGAAAAUUGAAUUUUACCUUCGUUUUGCUUCUUUUGGGGACAAAUUAGCCUCAUACGAGUUCUCUUUUUUAUGUUUUCACACUCUUUGCGCAUCAGGCAAUACUUAGCCGGAAAACGGCAAUAUCUCAUUUUGUUCUAUCGUUUGUAUUGAAAUUAAAAAAGAAGAAAUGGGUGUGUCGGUUGAAUUUUCUCAAUACAAAAAAUGCUUUUGAAAUUUUCUAUUGAUGAUGCAGAUGCUAAUCGAACUCUCUAAAUACAUUAAACAUCAUGUAAGUAAAUUGGUGUUAAAAUCAGACAUGUUGACUUGGAUAUUAAUCAGUAACAACUUGAAGAGCUUUUGCAUUCUCCCCUUUUCACGAAGGUUGUCACUUGUUAGACAUUGGAGGUGUCUCAUUGAAUUUUUGACCAUUAUAUACCCUUUAUGAAGUGGAAAGAAAAGUAAUUAAUAUUUAGUCAUUUGAAUUUAUUUAAAUUAAAUCUUAAUUCAUUAUAGUAAGAUUCAAGAGAACCUAUUCACGGUAACGCCCUUAAAUGUAAAUAAAAAAAGAAAAAUAAGGAUUUCAUAUUUUUUUAAUAUUCAUUUUAAUACACUUUAAUAAACCAAAAUGGAGAAAGAUGUUUGUCACUGUACCAACACGAUCACGUUUAUUUACUGAAUAGUAUUAUCACUUAAACGGUGUUGGUUUGGACAUAAUGAAAGCAAAGUCCACUUUUCCAAUAUCGGGUCAGGAUAAGAACAAUCGGGCGCAGAUCCAGGAGGGAGGGGAUGUACAUAAAACAGGGAGCAAUUAGCGCUGCCUCUUGCGCAUCUUUUCCAAAUUUAGGGUGGAAAUAUUUUUCUUCUGGAAUUGAGACUUUGUUUUUAUUCCCUUGUUAAUUAUUUAGAAAGAAACUGUAACCAAGUUUGGAGUGAUAACCCCCUUUCUCCUGGCUUUUUCAAGUAUAAGAACAUUCUUAACUAUAAAAGGGAUCAUUGCGAAACAUUGGAUACGCUCCUGACUAAAUAAUUAAUGUCGCCUUCAGUUAACUUGUCACAGCCAAUAUUUUAGGCGUAUCAAUCAAUCAAGAUAUAAGUCUUAACGAAUAAUGAUAAACAUGCACUGUAUAAUUAAUGUGAAUGAUAUAUAUUUUAUUCUGUAUCAUGGAAAUAAUACAUCAAUGGGAAUGACAGUAGAGAAUUCCGUGCAUGAGGUACAACUGUUACAGUUCUAACAGCAUUUGUAAUUUAAAGAUUAAACAUUAAAUGGCAAUUGGAUGUACUGACAUGCACAUCCAUUCACUGCCACAAUGGUUCUUUCACAUAGAGAUACUUUUUUAAAAAUAAAAGUAACCACCCAGUCAUGCGAAAUUGAUGAACAACUAAUCAAACAAAUUUGUGAAUGAGCUAGUGGAAAAAGAUUUGUAGAAAGAUUUGAUAAUUCUAAACACGAUCGUCACUGCCGUACAGAUGUGGAGAGGCCAUAGGGGCCAUGCCCGAACAACAAAAAAUAAGAUUGAUACAUGGGUCAUUGACCAAAAGAGAAUUAGACCAAGUAUGUAUUAGACCAAUUGAAAAAUCAGACCAAAUUAUUAGUAGACCAGAUGGGUUAAGCAAAUGUGUUGAUAGACAAACGGAGGAUUAGUCUGUUGUUAGACCAUGUGGAUAAAACCGAAAUGUCCACGAGUUCUGCUGCUGUUCUCUGUAUUAGCCUUCCCAAAGCUAAAUUGGAUUUUUGGUCUAAAUCCGAUUUGGCUAAUGGCCGUUUAGCUCAUCCUAUACAUGGUCUUAUUCAAUUUCAUCCACAACCAGUUCACCUUUUGGUCUAAUUGUAAUUUUUCCUAUUUACCAUUCCGUCUAAUUUCUCUUUGAUCUAAUAUCUAUUUGGUCUAAAUGGUAUAUCACUACUUGGUCAAUUCCUGUGACAGUCUGGAAAUAUCUAUUUGGGAUUUAGACGAAAACACGAUUAGACCAUUCGGUUAUUUGACGAUUCAGCAAUAAUACCGACCAAUAUUCGACCAAGUCCUAUACAUUAGACCAGUUGGAAGUUAGACCAAAUACUGUUACUAGAGCAAAUCGAUUUAGAUUUCAGAGAGUUUGACCAACUGCUAAUGCUAGACCAUGUGGAUAUAACCCCCAAACUGAUAUUAGAAAAAAAAUGAUAGUAAUUAUUCUCACAUAAACACACACGCACACACCCUCACAACCUUACUAACACAACACUUACCUCUAAC